AUGGGCCUGUCCGAUCCCGUUGUCGUUCUUCUCUGCAUCUGCAUCGCGGGGAUUGUAGUCGCUGCCGCCGGCGCCCUGCACAGAGUGGUGGCUUCCGAAGAAUUCCAAUCCCACGCUGUCCCCAUCUCCAAUGCACAAGAUCAUUACAUGAGACAAGUGCGAUCGAGGAAUUGGACUCUUGUCAAUGAUCCCGAAGCCGCUCUCCCUGACAGACGUACCGAAAUCACCUACGAGUCUUCCUCCCGAGGUUGA
This is a messenger RNA of Rhinocladiella mackenziei CBS 650.93, 252 nucleotides long. RefSeq lists its product as uncharacterized. NCBI's taxonomy places the organism in Eukaryota, Fungi, Ascomycota, Eurotiomycetes, Chaetothyriales, Herpotrichiellaceae. The coding region runs from base 1 to 252 and encodes 83 amino acids. The record is from RefSeq and is a predicted model, not a curated record. The transcript has a single exon.